Argentina anserina (silverweed cinquefoil) is the source of this 2399-nucleotide messenger RNA. RefSeq names its product putative pentatricopeptide repeat-containing protein At3g47840. Gene Ontology annotation, molecular function: protein binding. NCBI's taxonomy places the organism in Eukaryota, Viridiplantae, Streptophyta, Magnoliopsida, Rosales, Rosaceae. Bases 15 to 2126 code for a protein of 703 amino acids. The record is from RefSeq and is a predicted model, not a curated record. The transcript has a single exon.
UUCAAAUACAGAACAUGGUUUCAUCUAUUAGAUCUCAUAUUCGAAGAAUAUGUACCACUUCCCCUUUUGCUCACUCACAAUGCAGAAGCCUUCUGGCUCCUGAAUCAAAAACAGAGCAACUAAUUCACAAAACCCAUCAGGCUAAUCAUGUAGACAUCCUCGAACUCAACUCCCAACUGAAGCGGCUCGUCAAAAUGGGUAACGUCAAACAGGCCCGGAAGGUGUUCGAUAAAAUGCCCAAGAGAGAUGAGGUCUCAUGGACCAAUAUGAUUUCUGGCUAUAUUGGAGUCUCGGAUUCAUCUGAAGCAUUGGCUCUGUUCUCACAUAUGUGGGCGCAGCCGGGUUUCGGCAUGGACCCUUUUCUUCUCAGCGUUGCGCUCAAGGCUUGUGGACUUGGUGUGAACUUGUCAUAUGGGGAAGUUGUACAUGGCUACUCAGUGAAAUCGGAUUUUGUGAGCUCGGUCUAUGUGGGUAGUGCUCUUGUUGAUAUGUAUAUGAAGGUUGGUGAGAUUGAGAAGGGUUGUAGAGUUUUUGAUGAAAUGCGGCUGAGAAAUGUGGUGUCUUGGACUAGCGUGAUCACUGGUCUUGUUCGAGCAGGUUAUAAUGUGGAGGGUUUGUCGUAUUUUGCUGAAAUGUGGAAAAGCAGGGUGCAAUGUGAUGCAUAUGCGUUUGCUAUCUCGUUGAAGGCGUGUGCCAAUUUGGGUGCUUUGAAUUGUGGGAGAGAAGUUCAUGCACAGACAAUGAAGAAAGGUUUUGAUGAGAACUCUUUUGUUGCCAACUCUCUUACUACAAUGUACAAUAAAUGUGGCAAAUUGGACUAUGGGGGGCAGUUGUUUGCGAACAUGAGGAUGCAGGAUGUUAUUUCCUGGACAUCAAUCAUUACAUCAUACUUUUGGACAGGUCAAGAGGAUCGUGCGAUGAAAGCGUUUAUGCAGAUGCAGGAAUCUGGUGUGCGUCCUAAUGAAUACACUUUUGCAGCCGUUAUCUCUGGGUGUGCCAGUCUUGCUAGAGUUGAAUGGGGUGAACUAUUGCAUGGCAACGUUUUACGCUUGGGUCUUGCGGAUUAUUUGUCAGUAGGAAAUUCAAUUAUAACCAUGUAUGCAAAAUGUGGGUGUUUGACUUCAGCUUCUGCUGUGUUUCGUGAGAUGGGCAGUAAAGAUAUUGUUUCAUGGACCACUGUAAUUGCAGGGUAUUCUCAAGCAGGUUAUGGGGAAGAAGCUUUCAAGUAUUUGAUGUGGAUGAGACAAGAAGGACCAGAGCCAAACGAGUAUGCUUUUGCUAGUCUCUUAAGUGUUUGUGGAAGCAUGGCAAUGCUUGAGCAAGGCAAGCAAUUACAUACUCAUGUCCUAACAGUUGGUUUAGAUUCUGAAGCUAUGGUACAAAGUGCCUUGAUCAAUCUGUACUCGAAAUGUGGAAGUAUACAAGAGGCAGCAAAAAACUUUGAUAUGACAAAAGAUGAUGAUGUUAUUUCAUGGACGUCCAUGAUUAAUGGAUAUGCUCAGCAUGGGUACUACCAAGAAGCCAUUGAUCUGUUUGAGAAGAUUCAUACAGUUGGUCUGAAACCGGACUCAGUCACCUUUGUUGGUGUUCUUGCGGCGUGUAGCCAUGCUGGGCUAGUUGAUCUUGGCUUCCACUACUUCAAUUCAAUGAGCAACGACUUUAAGAUUAGUCCUUUGAAAGAACACUACGGCUGCAUGAUUGAUCUCCUUUGUCGAGCUGGAAGGUUAAGCGACGCCAAGCGUAUGAUCAAAAGUAUGCCAGUUAAAGAUGAUGUUGCCUGGUCUACUCUACUUACAGCCAGUAGACUCCAUGGUGAUGUUGAAUGUGGGAGACAUGCCGCAGAGGAGAUUCUUAAAUUAAAUCCUAAUUGUGCAGUGACUCACAUAACGCUAGCUAGUAUUUACGCUGCUAAAGGAAUGUGGAGGAAAGCAGCCGAGAUAAGGAGAAUGAUGAGAUGGAAGGGCGUAAUUAAGGAACCCGGAUGGUCUGGGAUAGAGGUCAGGAAUAGUACUUCUGUGUUUGUUGCUGAAGAUAGGUCUCAUCCACAAGGUGAUGAGAUAUACGGUGUGCUGGAAUUACUAGAUUCCAAGGCAGACAAUUCUAUUCCAGAAACAGUUCUUCAUUAGUCAAUGUUGCUACCGAGCAUAAUUCAUAAACGUUUGUCUUUUCUCUCAAGGCUUGGGCUCAGGUAUCUAGCUUGGGCACGCCUUAUGAUGUAUGCGAUGGUGAAGCAUCACUGAAGGCAUGGAAACGCAGGAACACAUUACUUCCAAGGUUUUGAGAAGAUGAUCUACAGUUGACAUGUAUGAACCGCUGACAAUGAUAUUGGAGCGUAACACAAGACAAUACAUGACCAGAGUCGUUGAGUAAAGUUUCACCAGUUUUUUCACUUGCUCUUG